Molecule: messenger RNA, 597 nt
Organism: Alexandromys fortis (reed vole)
Lineage: Eukaryota; Metazoa; Chordata; Mammalia; Rodentia; Cricetidae
Product: nucleophosmin-like
Exons: 2
Coding region: 1-597 (198 amino acids)
Biological process (GO): regulation of centrosome duplication; ribosomal small subunit export from nucleus; ribosomal small subunit biogenesis
Cellular component (GO): nucleolus; cytoplasm; nucleoplasm
Molecular function (GO): RNA binding; histone binding; chromatin binding
Source: RefSeq, a predicted model, not a curated record
AUGAUGCCGCUAGAAGCCAAAGGUUGCCAGAGACGAGCAGCAGACCCUCACGAGAAGAGAAUGGCAUGGGACAGGUGCUGUCCCCUACAAGACAAAGAGGACCCUAAAAGAGUGUCUGGAAGGCAAUCUGCUCCUGGGGGUGGCAACAAGGUUCCACAGAGAAAGGUGGAACUUGAUGAGGAUGAUGAUGAGGAUGAUGAGGAUGAUGAGGAUGAUGAGGAUGAUGAGGAUGAUGAGGAUGAUGACGACGAUGAUUUUGAUGAUGAGGAAGCUGAAGAAAAGGUUCCAGUUAGAAAAUCUGUGCGAGAUACCCCAGCCAAAGGUGCAUGGAAAUCAAACCAGGGUGGAGAAGACUUAAAACCAUCGAUGCCAGGGUGGAAGGGUCAAGAGUCCUUCAAAAAACAGGAAAAAAACCCUGGAACACCAAGGGGACCUAGUUCUGUGGAGGACAUUGGGGCAGGAAUGCAGGCAAGUACAGAGGGAGGUGGCUCUCUUCCCAAAGUGGAAGCCAAGUUCAUUAAUUUUGUGAAGAGUUGCUUCCGGAUGACGGACCAGGAGGCUGUUCAGGAUCUCUGGCAGUGGAGGAGGUCUCUUUGA